This is a messenger RNA of Manis pentadactyla (Chinese pangolin), 2002 nucleotides long. It is a transcript of the gene DBX1, whose product is annotated as developing brain homeobox 1. Gene Ontology annotation, biological process: cell differentiation in spinal cord; regulation of transcription by RNA polymerase II. Gene Ontology annotation, molecular function: DNA-binding transcription factor activity, RNA polymerase II-specific; DNA binding. The record is from RefSeq and is a predicted model, not a curated record. The transcript has 4 exons. NCBI's taxonomy places the organism in Eukaryota, Metazoa, Chordata, Mammalia, Pholidota, Manidae. The coding region runs from base 1 to 1032 and encodes 343 amino acids.
AUGAUGUUCCCCGGCCUCCUCGCGCCCCCCGCCGGGUACCCCAGCCUCCUGCGUCCCACGCCCACCUUAACGCUGCCCCAGUCCUUACAGUCGGCAUUUUCCGGCCAUUCGAGCUUCCUGGUGGAGGAUCUGAUUCGCAUCAGCCGGCCCCCCGCCUACCUGCCCCGCAGCGUGCCCACAGCAAGCAUGUCGCCCCCUAGACAGGGGGCCCCCGCGGCACUCACCGACACCGGAUCCUCGGACCUGGGCUCCCCGGGUCAGGGCAGCCGGCGGGGCGGCUCGCCGCAGACCGCCGUCUCCCCUGCCAGCGAACCCACGUUUCUGAAGUUUGGGGUGAACGCCAUCCUCUCCUCAGCGCCCAGAACCGAAACAUCCCCCGCCUUGCUCCAGAGCCUGCCUCCCAAGACCUUCGCUUUUCCCUACUUUGAAGGCUCCUUCCAGCCUUUCAUCAGAUCUUCUUAUUUCCCAGCGUCCUCCAGCGUCGUGCCCAUCCCCGGGACCUUCUCCUGGCCGCUGGCCGCCCGCGGCAAGCCUCGACGGGGCAUGCUGCGUCGAGCCGUGUUCUCCGACGUGCAGCGAAAGGCGCUGGAGAAGAUGUUCCAGAAGCAGAAGUACAUCAGCAAGCCCGACCGCAAGAAGCUGGCGGCCAAGUUGGGCUUGAAAGACUCACAAGUCAAAAUCUGGUUCCAGAACCGACGCAUGAAGUGGCGGAACUCCAAGGAGCGUGAGCUCCUGUCUAGCGGGGGCUGCCGCGAGCAGACCCUUCCCACUAAACUCAAUCCGCACCCGGACCUCAGCGACGUGGGCCAGAAAGGCGCUAGAGAUGAAGAGGAGGCAGACGAGGGAAGGGGUAGCCCCCGCCCCCGCCUGGCCUAUCACGUGUCCCCUGACCCUCGGCACCGGCGGGACCCCAGGCUCGAAGGGCCGCUGCCCGCCUCGCCCGCGCACUCGAGCAGCCCGGGUAAACCUUCGGACUUCUCCGACUCCGAGGAGGAGGAGGGGGGCGAGGAGGAGGAAAUCACCGUGUCUUAGAACCCCUCCCGCGCCCGGGGGACCGCCUGAAAAGUGCUUUUAAAUUGAAGAGGUGGGAUUCAGUCUGCGUGUUCACUGAAAACGCCGCUGCCCAGGCGCUGCCGCUGUGGAACCGUCAUCUCGUCAAGGAUGUCCAAGCCCUUUCCCUUGCCCCAGACGGCAUUUGCUUCGCCCACACCACAUCCCAACAGCCCACUACACAGAAACAUUACAUUUAGGCCUUGGUCCCAAGCCUUAUCUUUUCUACAGGGACUCCGGUCUUGAUUGCAAGCUGGUUUAAACACAGCGGGGUGUUCACCCCCAAGAUUGAGCUGAGCUGUGAGCCAGGCCCUACUGGUCUUUAGUAAUCACAACCUUAACAGGUAGGAAACCUUUCGUGGAGGAGGAAACCGAGUUAGAAGUCAUAAAAUCAAGCAUGUAUGUACUUCCAGGGCCCCUGAGUUCCUAGAUCCCUUUGCCUCCCUAUCUUAGGCAGCAAGAGCCUCCUACUCAACUCCAGACUCUGGUAACCCUGUCUUCAGAGCAGUGCCCUCAGAAAGCUCAAGAAUUUCAAAAAAGAAAAAAAAUAUAUCUGCGUCUUCUAGUCUCAGGCACAAAAUAAACAUCGAGUCUUUUCUGUGAUAUUCUAAAUAAUCUCUAGGCAAAGGAGUGAGUUCUCUAAAAGGUAGGAAGAGACAGUCUGUUUCUGUAUGUGUGUUUUAAAGCUUUUUCUUCGUAUUUUCUGCAUCCAUAGAAUAUGGACCAGGCACUCUACCUUGUGCUCUUUUAUUAUUUCUGGAGAGGUUUCAUGACCUGCUCUUGAAACAUUGGGCAUGAUGUGAACAGAGAGACCCAUAAGCCUCUUUGAUUUUUUUUUUUACUGAAUUUUGCUGUCUUUGCACAGCUUUUAUGAACUGUACACUAUUUUGUACACAUGUUUUGUAUGGAUAUUUUAUACCAAGAUUAUCGAGAAUGACUUAUAAAGGACUGA